GCUUCCCGUGGGAUUCCCCCGGGAGGACGCCCUCCACCUCCCGCAGUGGCUGUGCGCCUGCCCCGUUCAUGACGUCACGGACCGCGCUGCGUCAGCGAGCGCGUCGCGGAACUGCACGGAAUUGAGUCUGAGCUCCUCGUCCGCGGAGGGUUCCGCAGUCUCGGGUGCUGUGCUGGGGCCGGGACAUGGCGGCUGGGUACCAGUAUAGGCCCAACGGCGGCGGGGCCGGGAUGGCCGAUCCGAGCUUCCUGUGGAGCGUUUUCCAGAGGGUUGAUAAAGAUAGGAGUGGAAUAAUAUCUGAUAAUGAACUUCAACAGGCAUUAUCUAAUGGCACAUGGACUGCUUUUAAUCCAGCAACAGUCCGGUCAAUUCUUGGCAUGUUCGACAGAGAAAACAAAGGUGGUGUGAACUUCAGUGAAUUCACAGGAGUCUGGAAGUAUAUCUCAGACUGGCAGAAUGUCUUUCGAACGUAUGAUAGGGACAAUUCUGGAAUGAUUGACAAAAAUGAGCUAAAGCAAGCACUAACAGGUUUUGGUUAUCGACUCUCUGACCAAUUCUAUGACAUCCUUAUUCGGAAAUUUGACAGACAAGGAAGAGGGCAAGUUGCUUUUGAUGACUUUAUUCAGUGCUGUGUUGUCUUACAGGUAAGAAAAGGCUGACUGAUGUAUUCAGACGUUAUGAUACUGAUCAAGAUGGCUGGAUUCAAGUGUCUUAUGAGCAGUAUCUUUCCAUGGUCUUCAGCAUUGUAUGACAGUGACAGCUAGGAAUUGCACACUGACAUUAUACAGACUGGAGUUGCCAAAUCAUUAUGUACUGAAAAAGAUGACUGAUAUAUCAAAAUGGAUACAACUUCUCAUUCUUAAAUUUUGUAUGUUGGUCACCACCUUUACAAUGUUUGUACUGUCUGUCUGUUGGCUUUUACUUUGUAUUGCUGUACCACCUGACCAUAUCAUGCUUACUCACAGUACAGAAAGCACAGAAUCUAGACUUAACUAGUGUAAUGUCACCUUUCUUCCAUAUAUCUUGCAUGGGGAAAAUGACUUUUUAGAAAUGCCAAAUUAAAAUAGUGCUUGUUAGUUUGUAAAGAAAUUUGAAAGUCAGACUUGCACAAUGUUUUUGCAUGUGCCUUACUUUUAUAAGAGAAUUUAAUGUAUUCACUUUUAAUACAGAGUUUAAAAUUAAGUAAAAAUAUUUGACCAAC
Messenger RNA from Dromaius novaehollandiae (emu), 1201 nucleotides. RefSeq names its product programmed cell death 6 (gene PDCD6). The coding region runs from base 186 to 659 and encodes 157 amino acids. The transcript has 6 exons. NCBI's taxonomy places the organism in Eukaryota, Metazoa, Chordata, Aves, Casuariiformes, Dromaiidae. Gene Ontology annotation, molecular function: calcium ion binding. The record is from RefSeq and is a predicted model, not a curated record.